AUGCAGAAAGCCUUGAAGAAGUAUUUUGUAAACAUGGACGAGUAUCUAGCCAGCAUCGGUCUCUACAGGAAAAUGAUGGCACGAGACGCGUCCUGUCUAUUUCGAGCUGUCUCUGAGCAGAUGUAUUACUCUCAGAAUUACCAUCAAAAGAUAAGGAAAGACUGUGUCACCUUCAUGAGAGAGAACCGAUGCAACUUUGAACCUUUUGUUGAAGGGUCGUUUGAGAAGUAUCUGGAACGUCUGGAGGACCCCAAGGAAACCACUGGCCAAGUUGAGAUAAAGGCUUUGUCGUCGUUGUACAGGCGGGGCUUCCUUGUAUACAGGUAUCCUGGGAAGCCACCAACGGAGAUAACCGAAGUAGACUACAUGGAGAAGAUUCUGCUGUGUUGCUCCAACAAUGGCCACUAUGAUGUUGUGUACCCCAGGAACUACCCCAUCCACGCAGCUCUGUGUCAAGCUCUGUUGUAUGAGCUGCUGUACACACAAGUCCUUGGUGUCGGCGAGGCAGAGGUGCAAGGAGCCUUGGAAGGGUUCCAUGGCGGAGGUCGUCGCUAUAGGAACAGCCUGUCGGUGUGCAGUGAGGACGCAGGCUAUGACACCCCUGAGGACAGGGGUCAGACUCUGAGGGAUGAUUGGGAGUUCAAUGGGCACAGUCGCACAGAGGACAAAGCCCGACCUGGAGCAGAGGAAGCAAAGACUCCAGAUGGACCAGCAAAACUCUCUCUCCCGUACAAGGUGCUCAAAGCACUGGAUUCUGAGAUGUACAGAAAUGUCCAGUUUGACGUAUGGCAUGACAGUCGCAGAGAGAUGCAGAAAACUGAUUACAUGGUGUUUGCUGGAAGACAGUACUUCUUGGGAGACAAGUGUCAGGUUCGUCUAGACCCCAAAGGGAAGUAUUACAAUGCUUUCAUUCAGGAGGUGGGCACUCACCCCAGCGCUGUGACAGUGUUCAUCGAAGAGCUUGGAGAAAAACAUCUUGUGUCUCUGACUAACUUCAAGCCUGUGAACCCUGUCCCUGCCUGGAACAUCACCCCGAGCCGCAAGGGACCAUCAUACAGCCGGCCUGAGCAGUAUCCUGGAGAGAUGGAUUCAGAGUUGCGGGGCCGGCGGCGUUUCUUUAAGAAGCCCAGAGGCAUGCAUGCCCCCACACCACCACCAGAGACAAUGCCCUACGAACACUACCGGCCUCAUCUUCCACCCAGGCCCCCGCGAGGAUAUGGCCCGCCCAGUUCAGCCCGUUUCCUGAACAGUCAUCCUCUCGUUGGACCGGAGAUGACAUACUACCCUCACUCAGGAAAACGCUGCUACCACAGCUUCGACAACUACUCAUUCAGGUCACGCCGAAGCAGGCGCCAGAUCCCUGCUAUCAACAAGGAGUGCCAGUUCAGCUACGUCCCCGAGGCUGGACAGGAGGCACAGGACAUGGAAGGAACAAUCACCUUCUACGAGAUUGAGGGGGGAGAUGAAACUGCCUUCCCUCCCUUGUCGGGACAGACUGUAGCAAACCCCAUGGUUCCAGCACUCCCUACAUACUGGGUGCAGCAGGGGCUGAGCCCCAUCCCCACAUCUGGCAAACAGGCCAUGACCUCAUCAGAGGAGGACGCUGACGAGAGGAGCAAUGGUGACGACCAGGGUGAAUAUUCAGAGGAGUACAUCUAUACUGGUGAAGACACAGGGUUCCAGAGCCCAUCUGUGUAUGCUGCGGCAGAGUCCACUGCCAACCUGACCAUUGAAGAGGGAUCUCGUGCUGGCUCACCACAAGAGGGCAUGGCUAGCUAUAGCUACACUCAGUCACAGCAGGUGGUGGUGAAGUCAGCAGUCAUGCCCGCACAGGCUUUAACCACAGCCCCAGCAGCUAUCUUCACCUCUUCCUCUAGCAGCUCUCAGACCCCUCCAGCACCAAUUGCUUCACCCUCAAGCUAUCAAGGGGCUCCCAUGCCCCCACACGCAAUGGGCAGACAAGUUUCAUCCAUUCAGGUUCCUCCUUCCUCUCCCUGGUUUGUGAAUGAGAUGGGGGAAGCGGUCAGCACCACACCCCCUCCACCUUACUCCUAUGACCCCAACGGCAACGACCUUCCACGAGAUGGCAAGGUCCUCCAAUAUUACUUUAAUUUAGGAGUCCAAUGGUACCAGCAGAGCUAUUGGCAUUCCGUGGUGCAGAUGCAGCAGGCGUAUCAGCAGCCCAAUGCCGAGCAACAGUUCCAGUCCUACUCCGGAGCACCCCCUCCCUCUGAUCACACAGUCCCCCAGUCCUACCUAGAGACUGGGAGAGCAGGGCCUGAUGGCCAGGGAGAUGUUCUUGCCAAUGGCACCCCCCUGGCCAUGGACCCUCCCUCAGCAGGAGCCCCAGGCACAGUGUUCUACCCCUUGGUUCAGGACCAGUGCAGCCAACCCCCCCUCCACACCUACGAGCCUUAUGUUCCGAUGCUCUCUGCCACCUACCAUUACCUCACACCCUGGAACUCGAGCCCUGCCCAACCACAUGUGCACGCAUCCUACUGCCCCUCCAAUCACCCAGUCAACUAUGUCACUGCACCCACACACCCAGGGCACUUUAUUCCUCCCAGCAUGUAA
Messenger RNA from Salvelinus namaycush (lake trout), 2574 nucleotides. RefSeq names its product putative bifunctional UDP-N-acetylglucosamine transferase and deubiquitinase ALG13. Gene Ontology annotation, biological process: protein deubiquitination. NCBI's taxonomy places the organism in Eukaryota, Metazoa, Chordata, Actinopteri, Salmoniformes, Salmonidae. Bases 1 to 2574 code for a protein of 857 amino acids. Gene Ontology annotation, molecular function: cysteine-type deubiquitinase activity. The record is from RefSeq and is a predicted model, not a curated record. The transcript has 25 exons.